This is a messenger RNA of Microcebus murinus (gray mouse lemur), 1867 nucleotides long. It is a transcript of the gene CLEC1A, whose product is annotated as C-type lectin domain family 1 member A. Gene Ontology annotation, biological process: signal transduction. Gene Ontology annotation, cellular component: plasma membrane. Gene Ontology annotation, molecular function: transmembrane signaling receptor activity. Lineage: Eukaryota; Metazoa; Chordata; Mammalia; Primates; Cheirogaleidae. The record is from RefSeq and is a predicted model, not a curated record.
GCACUCAGAGAACAAGCUCACAGGAGAGGGGCUGGGCCUCUCCAGGCAGGAACUGGAGUCAGAGAUUUCCCCUGCUACUUGCUGGGAGAGAACAUUAGGAAUGCCUUUCAGUGCCUUGCUUCCUGAACUAGCUCACAGUAGCCAGGCGGCUUGGGGCAAUCUGAUCACAUCUAGCCUUCACCCCUGCAGGAACGUCAUGCAGGCCAAGUUCAGCAGCACAAGGGACAUGCUGGAUGAUGAUGGGGACACCACCAUGAGCCUGCAUUCUCGAGCUUCUGCUGAAACCCGGCGGCCAGAACCCGGGCACACAGAGCACGGGACUCCCUCUUCAGCUUGGCGUCCGGUAGGCCUGACCCUGCUGACUUUGUGCUUGGUGCUGCUGAUAGGCCUGGCAGUCCUGGGGCUUGUGUUUUUUCAGUUCUACCAGCUCUCCAACACCCAGCAAGAUAGUAUCUCUCAAAAGGAAGAGAGACUGGGCAACCUCUCCCGACAGCUGCAAUCUCUCCAAGCCCAGAACAGGAAGCUUGCAGAAACUCUGCAGCAUAUGGCCGAAAAACUGUGUCGCGAGCUCUAUAACAAAACUGGAGGCCACAGGUGCAGCCCUUGCCCAGAAAAAUGGAAAUGGCAUGAAGAUAAAUGCUACCAGUUCUAUAAAGAGAGUAGAAGUUGGCAAGGCUGUGAACAUUUCUGCAUUGCUGAGAACUCGACCAUGCUGAAGAUAAACACACAAGAAGUGCUGGAGUUUGCCAUGCCUCAGAGCUACUCUGAGUUUUUCUACUCUUAUUGGACAGGGCUUUCCCGCAACGGCAGAGACAAGGCCUGGCUGUGGAUGGAUGGAUCCCCUUACUCUCUUGAACUGUUCGAUAUUGUAAUAGAUGUCACCACUCCAAGAAACAGGGACUGUGUGACCAUCCUCAACGGAAAGGCGUUCUCAAAGGACUGCCGGGAGUUGAGGCGGUGUGCCUGUGAGCGGGUGGCAGCGCUCGUGAAGCCAGAGAGGCUCCAUUAGCUUCCCUGAGCCCUCGGAUGGAGGUGAUCCACUCUUCAGCUGCACCUGCCAACAAAGGAGUGGAGCCAGGCAAGGUCGAUGCAGGGGACACUUGAGACCUUGGAAAAGAAUCGUCAGGAAAGACAGUCUCUCAGCUAGUACAAGAAAGGCUCCCAUGUGUCCUGUUCAGGAUCACCAGCAUUUCUGACUUUGGGUUACCAGUCACAAGAAGUCCUAUUUAUUACCACCAGCUGGUUCCAGAUCAUUAUCAUAUUGUAAUCUACCUUUCGACUUAUGGUUAACUUUCUAGUUUUCUUUCUUCUCAGCAUCUAGUAUCAUGUCCCUGUUUCUACAUGGUCCUUACACUUGGAGAAGUGAGAAACUUUUUGAAGUAGGAGAAAUAAAUGGAAGUAACAUCCUUUGUCCCAACAGUCAAGAAAUCCAUGGGAAAUUAGCAGUCAUUUCCCAGACUGUACUACCAAAUACACAAGAAGUUCUUUUUGUUUCAGUUCAUACUUUUCCCUUCCCAAUCUCUCAGUAAAAACCCCAUCUGCUAUGUCCAUGGCCUGUAUCCCAACUGGGAUAUCUCUUGUGAGAAUCUCAGAGUGUUAUAAACGUGCCUCCCUAUGUCCAUUAAGACUCCAGUGAUUGUCUCCUUUCCAUAGGAAUUUUUUCCAGGAAAGAAAUAUUUCAACGCAGUUCCAUAUCAGAAUUACUGUCCCCAAUACUUCUUUCAGAGAGACAGAAGACCAGAAAAAUUCAGUUUCUUAAUGUGCACCUGUGAUAGUUUGCUUUUAGUUCCUGUUCUCUUCCAUUUGAUCCAUAUUUAUAUCUUUCAGGUACUUAAGAUUUAAUAAUAAUAAAUGUAAAUACUGUGAA